This is a messenger RNA of Tuber aestivum (summer truffle), 1535 nucleotides long. Lineage: Eukaryota; Fungi; Ascomycota; Pezizomycetes; Pezizales; Tuberaceae. The record is from the annotation of a GenBank genome assembly.
GAAGAGCCGGCACCUAUCCAUCCCUUCCACCAAUGAAAGCCGUUGGUCGUUCGGCCAGGCCUUGCUCCCGGUAACUUAACCCAAACCAGUAGGUAGGAUUGAUAUCUGCUUAUUCUCUACUCGAGCAUUGACUCACCUAAGGCUGGUGUGGCAGAUCUGCCGGUAGGUUGCACGGCGAGGUCCCUUUCCCUGGAAUAUGUUGGUCGAUGAAUUCCGUCAACCCAUUUCUGGACUUUCGUGCCAUUUUACUGCCAGGGCGAAACCGUGGAUGGAAGGCGCGCAUGUGAACUUUGGAAUAAGAUCAAGUGCCCCGCGUACUGAGUCAUUCGGUACCAACACCGGCAUAGCUAUCCAAGUAUCUAGCAAGAAGUGCCUGGGCGCAGGGAUUACAAAUUUGUAUGGCAGAUUGUCUGUGCGUGUCUGUGCCCGUCUGAGAGCCAUACUAAAUUCUGACGGGAUCCAGCACGCAUGUUCAGGUACUUCUUGCUGGGUACCUGUCCAGAGUAUAGCAGGGCCUAGCUGGUACAGGUACUCGCAACAUCCAGAGGGCGACUCCCCUGCCUUGGUAUGUUAGUAAUGGAUCAAUUGGGAAGAUGCAUUACGGGGAUGAGAGGGAUAGGCCUUCCUGUGCCCUGACUCACUCAGUCAACUAAACUUCCGCUCGCCUUCCAUAUUUCAUAUGAUAGGAGGUAAGGCUACCCUAGUACUGGUACUCUACCUUACCGGUACUUUUCCUACCAAGACUGGAUAAUUAGAAUGUAUGGAAGGAACGGAGCCCAAGACCCAGCCACCCCACCGGUACCGAAGCUGAUUUGUGGUGGUGCACAUUGCCUCUAUCUGCACACUGUUAAAAAAGGAAAACCGUAGGGUUUCCUUGAGCCCAAAAGUGCGUAUAUCCAUUUAAGGGACGAGCUGAUGGCAUUCACUUGGGAACUCAAGUAAUGUUGGUAGCUGAAGCCGGUCGAGGCGGGCUAGCGGGAAUAUAUCGUGGUAGGAAUUCUGAGUCAUUGUAAGUCGGUUGAAUUAGCUCUCGCUAAGUCAAAGAGGGAAGGUGCUUGGAAGCAUGGAAUUCCACUUGAAGGAUUCCCCGGCUUACAUGAUGUUUCGAGCUCUGAAGCAGGGAAUCGAUCUGAUGACUAACACACCUUAUAAUGUAGUAAACCUAUUUCCCGCUGUGCGUGCAGCAGUCUCCUUUGGGUAAUAGAACGACUUGACGUGGUAUAGCGUGCCAUAGUUGGUUCAUCGCAAAGUCGCAGAUCACCCACUAGGCCCUCCCGUAUCCAAUAUGGCAUCUAGGAGUAAGGCGGUGGCCUCUAGGAUUCCAUAGGGCUGUUAAGGAUGCAGAUUUGGAGUUCUGAUUAUGAACUACUAGCUAUAUAAAACUGGGUAUUUAGAUUCUUGGUCAUAGAGAAUCACCCGGUCAUGCCUUCUGUGUGUACACCUGUUGGAUGGAGUUCGAGGGCGAUUGCCCUCCUUUAUGCUAGAUCUUCUGGGUGGUGGAUGGUAAGUAGACUCUGGGAUUGACCCGAAGAGAA